UCUGAUUCUAUUAACACGUUUAUUGAGAUACAACGUCGUUUCAUGUCUUAUCUGUUGAUCCUCAUAGAAACCCUCACAAGUUUCAAAACUUGGCCCUUCUCCACCUUCUUCAGAUACAUGACAAUUGGAAUCACAAUUCGAUAAUUCAUUUUUGUUUUCUGGGAUUUUGAUUUUCUUUUUAUCUUUAUUGAACUUAUCUGCAGAAUUCUUUGUUUUUAGAUUUAUUUUGUUAUGCAAAAUUUUCUGGUUAUUGAAGUCGUGAAGCCCUAGACUGGAGGUGCAUACUGUUAUUUUUGAUCAAUUAGUUCAACUGAAGGAUUAGAAUGACUUCUUAUGUGUACUGGCAAUUGGAGUUCUGAAGCAGUUGUGUAUUGAUCUUUCUCUACCUAAUUUCAUCUGAAGAUCAAGUAAAGGAUUAGAAUGUUUUCUUAUGCGCAGUAAGCAUGAUGAGCAUUAAGGAUUGGGUUUUAUCUCAAUUAGUAUCCACGUCACUAGCUUCAUCGAGACCACUGUCAGCAUCAGACAGCUUUUUAUCCGAGGAACCACAAAAUGUAGAGUUUGACAACGAAGGUUUGGGUCACGUUACCACUAAUUUGACUGCUGUGCCAGAGUCUGGGGAGAUGUCUUGCUCCUCCAAUGAUAAUCAGACAAAUCAGAGUUUCUCGUCUCAGCCUGUGGAAAAUCCUUCUGUGUCUAAUAGUAGCAUUGAGAAGAAAUUAGAUUCUCUGGCGAUGAUUGAAGGUCUACAAAUUAUUUUUUUGCGUCUUCUUCAACGCCUUGGCUUGUCUCAAGAUAAUCUUAUGGUGGCAAAGGUAUUAUAUCGGAUUCACCUGGCAACUUUGGUGCGAGCAGGGGAAUCAGAUUUGAAAAGAGCUAAUCUCAGAAUUGAUAGAGCUCGAGCAUUGGCUGCAGAACAAGAAGCAGCUGGUAUACCUGAAUUGGACUUUGUGCUUAGAAUACUUGUUUUGGGUAAAACUGGUGUUGGCAAGAGUUCAACAAUAAAUUCUAUAUUUGGUAAUAGGAAGGUAACAACUAAUGCAUUUCAUCCGUCUACUGAUCAAGUUCAAGAGAUUGUAGGAAGUGUGAACGGUCUUAGAAUAUCUUUUAUUGAUACUCCUGGCCUGUUACCUUCCUCAACAAUUAACGCCAGGAGAAACAAGAAAAUCUUACGCUCUGUGAAGCGAUUUGUUAAAAAAUCACAUCCGGAUAUAAUCCUGUAUUUUGAGCGCCUUGACAUGAUCAAUCCGGGUUAUUGUGACUUUCCAUUGUUGAAGCUCAUAACUGAACUCCUUGGCCCUGAACUCUGGUUCAACACAAUCCUUGUCAUGACUCAUUCUUCUGCUGCACUUCCUGAAGGUCCAGAUGGUUAUCCUGUAAGCUAUAAUUCUUAUGUCACUUACUGCACUGAUCUGAUGCGACACUGCAUUCACCAGGCAAUAUUGGAUAAGAAGCUUGAAAACCCUGUAAUUUUGGUGGAGAAUGAUCCCCACUGUAAGACAGAUAACAGGGGGAGAAAGAUUCUUCCUAAUGGCCAGUUGUGGAUGUCCCAGUUCUUGUUAAUAUGCAUAUGCACCAAAAUUCUUGGUGAUGUCAAUACUCUUUUGGGAUUUGAAGACUGUGUACAAUUGGGGCCUUUAAGUAAAACCCGAUUGCCUUCUUUACCGCAUCUUCUCUCAUCUUUUCUUAAACAUCAUAUUCAAUUGAACCCAAACACUUCAAACGACAAAAUUGACGAGCUCCCUCUUACAUAUAUGGAUGAAGAAGAUGAAUAUGAUCAAUUGCCUCCUAUUCGAAUUCUGACUAGAGCUCAGUUUGAGAAAUUGACCAACUUACAAAAGAAAGCUUAUCUUGAUGAGCUGGAUUACAGGGAAACCCUUUAUUUAAAGAAACAGCUGAAACAAGAAUUUCUUCGUAAAAAAGAGAACAAAGAAAACAUUGGAGUGGCCUCUGAUGACAGUAGUGAUAAGCAGGAGGAUGCUUCAACAGCAGUUCUGUUACCAGACAUGACUGUCCCUCCAAGUUUCGACUCAGAUAGUCCUGUGCAUAGAUUCCGCUGCCUCGUUACAGGUGAUCAGUGGCUUGCAAGGCCAGUUCUUGAUCCCCAUGGAUGGGAUCAUGAUGUGGGAUUUGAUGGUGUCAACCUCGAGACUGCUGCUAAGAUAAGGGAAAAUGUUGUUGCUUGUGUCAUAGGACAAAUGAGCAAGGACAAGCAAGAUUUCAGUAUUCAGUCAGAGUCUACUGCAGCUUUUAUUGAUCCUAGGGGCUCCAUUUACAGUGUGGGUCUUGAUGUUCAAUCUGCUGGGAAAGAAUUGGUCUGCACAAUUCGCAGCAACACAAAAUUGAAAAAUUUGAAGAACAAUGUUACUGAAUGUGGUGUUUCAGUGACAUCUUUUGCAGAUAAAUAUUAUUUUGGCACUAAAAUCGAGGACAGCUUCUCAAUAGGAAGGCGACUGAGAUUUGCAAUAGAUGCUGGACGGAUGGGAGGAAAUGGACAAGUGGCUUAUGGUGGAAGUGUCGAAACUACUUUAAGAGGGAAAGACUACCCUGUGAGAAACGAGGUGGUCAGUCUCUCAAUGACAUUCCUCUCAUUUAACAAAGAGACAGUUUUGGGUGGCAAUUUACAGUCAGACUUCAGAUUGACCCGAGGUACAACAAUGUCACUGAAUGCCAAUUUGAAUAGCCGAAAAAUGGGCCAGGUUUCUAUGAAGGUCAAUAGCUCUGAGCACGUGCAAAUAGCUUUGGUUGCAGUUGUCUCCAUUUUCAGAGCCCUUUUGCGGAAGAAGCCUGUUGAUGAUCUUCAAAGUAGAAAAGCUCUUGAAAGAUGAUGAGAUUUAUUUAUUUUAUUUUAUUUUAUUUUUUUCACCACGUUCACUAUUCAAAAUUUGAGAAAUUUUUGGGCCAUGAAAUUACUUGAAACCGGAAUAUGAAUUUACACUGCAAUGUGAGGAAGAUUAUCUGUUACUAAUCAUACGAAAUGACCCACGUGGAGGUUCUCAUAUUUGGACAUAUGACAAGCACGCAAAAGGGAUCAAUAUCUGAAGAUGUCACGUUAAGCGUCGAGGUUGUCUGAGAAUGGCCGAAGUAGCCCUAUCCUUCUUAUCGAAGUGGAGUAUCCGAAGUCCUUUACAACCAGAAGAGGGUUGGGCAAGCACGUCUUCAGAAUUGACUACUGAUGUGAGGUGUGCAGUUAAUAAGUGUCAAGGAUGUCAGCAGAAGAGGGUCGGGCAAGCACGUCUUUAGAAUUGACUACUAAUGUGACGUGCUCAUUAAUAAGUGUCAGGGAUGCCCGCCUAGGUUUGUGACCUCGUAUAAAAAAAUCUAUCAAUGUAAUUAAUUUAGAUUAGAGUUAAUGUGAUACAAAGUGUCUGCAGAUCAAGCCACGUGGAUCCAAUGCAACGGUGACUACGUCGGCUUGAUCACUAUAAAUAGACAAUUCUUGUAUCAGUUAAAGGGAUCUUGGAAAAUAUAGACAAGAGAAUACAAUACACUUUCAUUGCCUACUA
Olea europaea var. sylvestris is the source of this 3503-nucleotide messenger RNA. Its product is annotated as translocase of chloroplast 90, chloroplastic-like. Gene Ontology annotation, molecular function: GTP binding; GTPase activity. Lineage: Eukaryota; Viridiplantae; Streptophyta; Magnoliopsida; Lamiales; Oleaceae. Gene Ontology annotation, cellular component: chloroplast outer membrane. Gene Ontology annotation, biological process: protein targeting to chloroplast. Bases 444 to 2825 code for a protein of 793 amino acids. The transcript is spliced from 4 exons. The record is from RefSeq and is a predicted model, not a curated record.